AUGAUAUUGAGAGCAUUUGAAAAAGAGAUUCCAUCAAAUCUUUCUGACGCAAAAAUGGUAUUGGAAUUCUUUAAUACACCAAAUUUCGAUUCAUAUUUCAGAGAUAUGGAUAAGAUGAAUAUCAGAGAUUAUUUUAACCGAUUAGUAAUUUUUAUAUUUGAAAGAAAGCCUGAUACUAUUGUAAAGAAACAAAAUCAUUCGGAAUUGAUCAAUGAAUGUGCUAAAACAUAUAUUCCAAGUCUUUGGGAACUUGGACAAGAUUCUUCAAAUUGUGAACGAAGGAUGCCAUUGUUACUACUUUAUUCAGAUGAAGGAGCUUCAUUUAAUAAGUUUGUUUCAACAGGAAGUAUCUACUAUCCUAUUGAAAUUUUAUUGACAAAUGGCAAAACGGAGAUUCUACCAAAGGGGAAAUGUCCAAAUCCAUAUCAGUGCAAAGGAUAUCGAUAUCAUUUUGGAGCAGAUGGAAAUCAAGUUUUGGAAGAUUGGAGAAAUUAUAAACUUAAAGAUUUCAGAGAAUUGUACAAUUUAUUACUUGUUCAAUAUAUUUUGAAGAACAAAAUUGCAGAAUCCCAAAUUGGAGAUUAUCCAGCAAUUGUAUUAUAUUUCGUCAACAUUGGUUUAUCAAACAUCAAAGAAUUGCCAGAUGAUCUCUUUGAUUAUCAAGGACAAGACGCACAAAAACUUUAUGAUUAUGUUAAACGCACCAUUUCGGGGGACAAUCGUAAUUGCAUCUUUCUUAAAAUUGAAAUUAAAUAUACAAUUGCCCGGGGAGAAAAUAUUAAUUCUCCUAAUUUUAAAACAAUAUUUGGUUACCUGAUGGAUUCUGGAUUUCCACAGAGAUUAUAUUCUGAUGAAAUAAUUUAUCAUGCUGACUAUACUGAUGAAAAAGGUGUUGAUGUUGGUGGCCUAUUCAGAGAUUCAUUUUAUUUCAUUGUUGAGGAACUAAUGAAUUUGAAUCUCAAAUAUUUCACCAAUAAACCAAUUUCAUUAUUAUGUGAAUCAGAUUGCUUGGUUCCAUCAAUAACCUUAAGUCCAAGGCAGGCUGAAACAAUAGGAGCAUUGAUUUCAAGUGCAAUUGCAACUCAAAAUUGUCAUAGAAAAUGGAAAAUUCCAUUAUUUAUUUGGAACAGUUUUGUCACAGAUGCAAAAUUCUCGGCUCUUGUUGAUUGUAAUGAUGGUGACUAUUUCAAUGAGUUAGAAAAAGUUGUUACCAAUAUGAGAAAUGGAUUUUGGAAAGUUCUUCCUUUGCAAGAAGUUAGCAAUUUGUCAGGAAGAUUCUUGAAAGGACUGGCUUGUGGAAAAGAAGGAGCAUUAGACUAUAAUUCUUUCAUUAAUUUAUUUGAUGAAAGAACUAAAAGCCUUUCAAUAUGGAAUACUUUUAAACAAGCAAUUUCAAACUUCACCUCAGAACAAUUUUGUAAAUUAUUACAAUUCAUCACUGGAAUUGAUACUCCAUCAAUGAAAUCAGGAUAUUUCCUUAAGUUAUGUGAGGUACCGACAAAUUUAAAAAAUGAAGAAGAAUAUUUGCUCCCAUUUGCACAUACAUGUUUUCUACAGCUUGAUAUUAUGCCAUACAAAAGCGCUGAUCUCCUUAGACAAAAAUUAAUUGUUUGUAUUAAUAAUUAUUCAACGAUGACAGGUUAA
Messenger RNA from Trichomonas vaginalis G3, 1644 nucleotides. RefSeq names its product ubiquitin protein ligase protein. Gene Ontology annotation, molecular function: ubiquitin-protein transferase activity. Bases 1 to 1644 code for a protein of 547 amino acids. The record is from RefSeq and is a predicted model, not a curated record. Lineage: Eukaryota; Parabasalia; Trichomonadida; Trichomonadidae. Gene Ontology annotation, biological process: protein polyubiquitination; positive regulation of protein catabolic process; proteasome-mediated ubiquitin-dependent protein catabolic process. The transcript has a single exon.